Molecule: messenger RNA, 3782 nt
Organism: Bicyclus anynana (squinting bush brown)
Lineage: Eukaryota; Metazoa; Arthropoda; Insecta; Lepidoptera; Nymphalidae
Gene: Sec3
Product: exocyst complex component 1
Exons: 4
Coding region: 247-2355 (702 amino acids)
Biological process (GO): Golgi to plasma membrane transport; exocytosis
Cellular component (GO): exocyst; plasma membrane
Molecular function (GO): phosphatidylinositol-4,5-bisphosphate binding
Source: RefSeq, a predicted model, not a curated record
UGUCGUCUGUGCUAGUGGGUGCUCCUGAUGAGUAAAUAUGUUCCUUGAGUGGGUGUUUGUUACAAAAUAUUAAGGAAAUCUUGAAACUUUCUCCUCUUUUGAUUUGAAAUCUCAAAUAGUAUAAUAUAAUACGUAGUUGUGUUUUGUAAAUCAGUGUUUAGUGCCUAUGACAUAUUGUUGUUGGAUAUUGGGGCUGUACUCUAGUGUUCCGUACAGUUCGGCAAGUAGGCGUAUUUCGCGAGGCACAUGAGGCCGGAGGAGGAGCUGAGCGUGGAGGUGGAGGGCGCGGGCGGGCGCGCGCAGCGGCUCGGCGCGGAGGGCGGCGCGCUGGUGCUGAGCGAGGGCGGCGCGCGGCUGCGCUGCUGGCCGCUGCACGCCGUGCGCCUCAAGCCCGAGCCGCAGGGCGGCGCCCUGCUGCUGGAGGCGGGCGGCGAGGUCCUGACCCUGGGCUGCGCGCCGGACGCGCGCGCCGCGCUGCUGGCGCUGGCGGCGCCGGGCGCGCCCAGCGACGCGGCGCUGGCGGCGCUGCUGGAGGACGCCGAGCCCGACGAGGCGGACGCCGAGCGCCGCGUGCGCCGCCUGGCCGAGCGCCUGGCGCGCCUCGACGCGCUCAACGUGGCCGGCAUGCUGGCCGCGGCCACCGAGGGCGGCGGCGCGCGCCUCGCCGAGCGCCUGGACGCGGGCGGCGCGGCCGGCGCGGCGCUGUCGGCGCGCCUGGCGCGGCUCGAGGCGCUGACGCGCGCGGCGCCCGCGGCGCUGCACGCGCGUUCGGGCGCGGCGCGCGCGGACGCGGCGGCGCGGGCGCUGCUGGCCGAGCUGGGCGAGCUGUACGCGUGGCUGGACCACCCGGCGCUGGCCGACCUGGACGCGCUGGGCGAGGUGUCGCUGGGCAGCGCGGAGGGGCGCGCGCGCGCGCUGGCGGCGGCUGAGGCGCUGAGCGGCGCGCUGGAGGCGGGCGAGCGCGCGGGCGAGGCGCGGUUGCGGCUGGGCGCGGUGCGCGAGCGGCUGCGGCGGCUGGCGCGCGCGCGCGACGCGCUGGCGGCGGCGCUGGCGCGGCACCUCAACAACGCGCUGGUGCACCUCGGCAACGAGGCCACGGCCGGCGCGGCGCGGCCGGGCGCGCACCACGCCGAGCUGGCGCCGUACGCGCCGUUCGCGCGCUGGCUGCGGCGCGGCGACGCGCGCGCGCACGCAGCGCUGCUACGCGUGUACUGCGCGGCGUGGGCGCGCGUGCACGAGCGCGCAGUGCGCGCGUGGGCGGAGCGCGCGCGCGCCGAGCUGGCUGCGGGCCCGCCCGAGCGCGCCGCCGAGCCGCUGGACGCCGUGCUGGCGGACGCGGAGGCGCUGCUGGACGCGGAGCAGGACUUCUGCGUGCGCUUCUUCGCGUUGGACGAGGAGCGCGGCGCGGCGCGGCGGCUGGCGGGCGAGCUGUUCCCCGCGCUGGAGGCGGAGCUGGCGGCGCUGGUGGCGGCGGCGGAGCGGCGCGACGCGUACGGCGCCAUGCGCGCGCUGGCGGUGGCGGGGCGGCGCGCGCUGGGCGGCGACGAGGCGGAGGGCGAGCGCUGGGCGCGCGCGGCGCUGGCGGCGGUGGCGGUGGCGGCCAAGCGCGGCGCCGACCGCGCGGUGGCGGAGCGGCUGGCGGCCAUGCCGGACGCGGUGCGGGCGGCGGCGCGCAGGCCCAAGUGCGGCGUGCUGAGCUUCAUCCCGGAGCUGGAGGAGAUGAGCGCCGUGUGCGAGGACAUCUUCGCGCGCGGGCGCCGCGCCGACCUGGACCGCUGGUACCUGUCGCUGGGCACGGGCGCGCUGCGCACGGUGCAGCAGGCCACGCACCCGCGCACGCCGCGCGCCGUGCUGCUGAUGGAGAACUGCCACCGGCUGCACGCGUGCGUGAGCGCGCUGCGCGUGCCGGCGCUGGAGCCGCUGCGGCGCGAGGCGCGCGCGCGCUACGCCGAGGCGCUGCGCCAGUACGUGACGCAGCAGUUCGGGCGCCCGCUCGAGAAGCUGGCCACGUUCUUCGAGGGCGUGGGCGAGGCGGUGGCGGCCGGCGUGCGCGAGGACGAGGUCUGCUUCCGCGCCGCCUACAGCAAGCACGAGCUGCGGCGCGUGCUGGCGCUGUACCCGGCGCCCGAGGUGCGGCGCGCGCUGCACCGCCUGUACCGCACCGUGGACAAGCACCUGAGCGACGAGGGCGGCCUGCUGCAGGUGGUGUGGCGCGCCAUGCAGGAGGAGUUCAUCGCGCAGCACGUGGCGCUGCAGGCGCGCAUCGCCGCCUGCUACCCCGGCGCCGGCCUGGCGCUGCCGCUGUCCACGCAGGACAUCCUGGACGCCUUCUCUGACAUCGCGCGCGAGCACUAGCGCGUCCGCCGCGCAGCGCAUGCUGGACGCCUUCUCCGACACCGCGCGCGUCCACCGCGCAGCGCAUGCUGGACGCCUUCUCCGACACCGCGCGCGAGCACUAGCGCGUCCACCGCGCAGCGCAUGCUGGACGCCUUCUCCGACACCGCGCGCGAGCACUAGCGCGUCCGCCGCGCAGCGCAUGCUGGACGCCUUCUCCGACACCGCGCGCGAGCACUAGCGCGUCCACCGCGCAGCGCAUGCUGGACGCCUUCUCCGACACCGCGCACGUCAACCGCGCAGCGCAUGCUGGACGCCUUCUCCGACACCGCGCGCAAGCCCUAGCGCGUCCACCGCGCAGCGCAUGCUGGACGCCUUCUCCGACACCGCGCGCGUCCACCGCGCAGCGCAUGCUGGACGCCUUCUCCGACACCGCGCGCGAGCCCUAGCGCGUCCACCGCGCAGCGCAUGCUGGACGCCUUCUCCGACACCGCGCGCGAGCCCUAGCGCGUCCACCGCGCAGCGCAUGCUGGACGCCUUCUCCGACACCGCGAGCAAGCCCUAGCGCGUCCACCGCGCAGCGCAUGCUGGACGCCUUCUCCGACACCGCGCGCGUCCGCUGCGCAGCGCAUGCUGGACGCCUUCUCCGACACCGCGCGCGAGACCUAGCGCGUCCACCGCGCAGCGCAUGCUGGACGCCUUCUCCGACACCGCGCGCGAGCACUAGCGCGUCCAGCGCGCAGCGCAUGCUGGACGCCUUCUCCGACAUCGGAUAUUCUACGGAACCCUGCCCUGCGUGUAGCCCGACACACACUUGGCCGGUUUUGUUAUGUUUAUAUUAUAAUGUUGUAUCUUUUAUUGAGAGUAAGUUAAAUAAAAGUAGUUACUCCAAAACUUCGAGCGCUUCAUCUCCUUUAGAUAGAAUGAUUUGGACAUAUAACGCUAUUUCUAAGGAAGUAAAUAUUGAUAUAACGGGAGACAAAUUGCCUUGUUUUAAAAAGAAAUCAGAAAAUUAUUUUUUGGCCCAGUGUAUACGGUAUUUUUAUCUUUUUAUCUAUACUGUGUUUUUAAGUUCAUUUUUAGUUUAAUCUGUUCAUGAUGUAUAUUGAUACCUAUAAACGCAAAUCUAAAUCAGUACCGUUUACCUUAAUUAGUCUAAUUAACCUAUAUAUUAUUCUUGUAAUGUUUCUAUUUGAAUACUUCAUUGAGCAUAUUGAGGUAACCUAUGAGUGGGUCUAUGACACAACAACUUGACCAAUCUAUGUUUUUUAAAACUCAAUUAAAUCAAAUUUUUUAAAACUCAAUCAAAUUUUAAAAAGCAUUAAAUUGAGAACCUCCUCCUUUUUUGAACUUGGUUAAGUUGGUUGAAGCUGUUUAGUAACAAAAACUGUUGUAGGUACCUAUAAUGAUUGUGUAGGAGUCCUCUUAAAUAUACUUAUUUCAUUCUU